GGCGGGCGCGGGAAGAUGGCGGCGGCGGCAGCUGCGGCGGCGGCGGAGCAGCAAAGUUCCAACGGCCCUGUAAAGAAGUCCAUGCGUGAGAAGGCUGUCGAGAGAAGGAAUGUCAAUAAAGAGCACAACAGUAACUUCAAAGCCGGGUACAUUCCCAUUGACGAGGACCGCCUCCACAAAACCGGCCUGAGAGGGCGCAAGGGCAACCUAGCCAUCUGCGUGAUUGUCCUCCUGUUCAUCCUGGCUGCCAUCAACCUCACUAUAACCCUGGUCAUCUGGGCGGUGAUCCGCAUCGGCCCCAACGGCUGCGACAGCAUGGAGUUCCACGAAAGCGGCCUGCUUCGAUUUAAGCAGGUGUCCGACAUGGGGGUCAUACACCCUCUGUACAAGAGCACGGUCGGGGGAAGGCGGAAUGAGAACUUGGUCAUCACGGGCAACAACCAGCCUAUUGUUUUUCAGCAAGGAACAACAAAACUCAGUGUAGAAAAGAACAAAACUUCUAUCACAAGUGACAUCGGUAUGCAGUUUUUUGACCCAAGGACUCAAAAUAUUUUAUUCAGCACAGACUAUGAAACUCAUGAGUUUCAUUUGCCAAGUGGAGUGAAAAGUUUGAAUGUUCAAAAAGCAUCUACGGAAAGGAUUACCAGCAAUGCUACUAGUGAUUUAAAUAUAAAAGUUGACGGACGUGCCAUAGUGCGUGGAAAUGAAGGAGUGUUCAUUAUGGGCAAAACCAUUGAAUUUCACAUGGGUGGUAACAUGGAGUUAAAAGCAGAAAACAGCAUCAUCCUCAAUGGAACCGUGACGGUCAGCACAGCCCGCCUGCCGAGCUCCUCCGGCGGGGACCCCCUUGCUGCCGGCGACUGGGUGCGCUACAAGCUCUGCGCGUGCGCCGACGGCACCCUGUUCAAAGUCCAAGUGACCGCCCAGAACAUGGGCUGCCAGGUGUCAGACAGCCCCUGCGGGAACGCCCGCUAAAGGUCCAGAGCGGUCCUCGAUGUGUUCGUGUCGUGACUUGACUUUUUUAAGAGUAUGCAUGCAAUUAUGUUUUUACCAAGUUUGUGGUAACUGGUGAUUAUUUUAUCUGCAGAGCACUACUGUACCUAUUACCUAAUCUCCAUAUUUAAAAUAGUCUCAGAAAGCCUAAAUUCUAGUUCCUUGCAUUGAGUUGCACUGAUCUUCAAGUUGCUCUUCACUAAGAUAAUGAUCAGAAGUGGAUAAAAUCAAAAUUAAUCUUUUAAAAAGUGUUCUUAAAAUUCCACUGUGUCUCCUGUACAAGGACGAAGCAGCGGUUUCGCCUCACUGUGGAUGAGCUGUCGGUAACCACAGCGCGGCCCUCCCGACGUUGGGGAGGGGCAUGUGCGCUCGGGCCGUGCGCUCUGCCUUUCGCUUCCUCGGAGCCGAGGCAGACUGGUGGGGCAUCGGCUCUCAGCCUUGUCCUCACACGCAAGCGAAGUCAUUGAAGAACUCCACGGAUGUGACACAGUAAGAAAUGGUGGUUCCUUAGUUUUGCACUAGGGCAAAAAUACUCUAACAGAAUGUUUCCUCAUUAAAUAUUAACAAAGUGUUCGCAAGGUGGCAGGAGUUAAAAUGCCGUCCUAGCUUUAACCGCUAGGUAGCGAGGGUAGCUGUCACUCGUUAAGCGUCUGGCCACCCUCGGCAUCGUCCUGGCAUUGCGUGUGUGGUGGUUCUUGUUCUCACCGGAGCUCGUGCGCAGGUGUCCUUAUUCCAGAUGCGCCAGCAGGAAACGGAGGGUCAGGAAGUUCAGAAACUUGCCUGGUGUCACAUAGAAAAUAGAGGAGUUGGGUUCAAACCUGGAUGUACCCGCUUCCAAAUACCUUGUUAUUUUCACUGUCUGCCUUAUUUUAAUUAUUUAAAACUGUACAAGAUCAGCGAAGACUCAUUUAAACUUUUAGAUAAGAAUCAAACAAAGCAGGUAUGCUUACUCUAGUUAAAAAAAAAAUAAACCAAUCAAUCUCAUGUCAAAAAAAAGUGGCCCAUCCCCGUCAGAUUUUAAACUACCCUAAGCCAAUCCCAGAAUGUUGUAUCAGACACAGGGAGGUUACACUGGCCUAGUGGUGGGUUUGCCCUGUUCUGACUGAUGGGCGUGGCUCGCUGGGGAAAGAGUUGCCAAAAUAUUUAUACCCUCCGCCCUCAGGACAACACAGUGAGAGGUGGGGAGACCAUGGCCCCAGGCAAGUCCUCUGGCCAGGAAGAGUCUGGUGGGUUCACCCCAGCUUUCGCCAUAAACAUGUUACCUUUUUAAACCACGCCAUGCCCUGACAACAGUUGGGAAGCACUGGACUAAAAGGGCGCACGUGCAGAAAGUCACACAAGUGAUUUUUGAGUAUGAGAAUUGACCUCUCUGCUCUAAUAUCGCCAUCCCGUGGUAAUGAUUUACCACUCUCAAAGCGGUGGUUUUCAAUGUGCUUUGUAUCUGACUUGAAAGGAACAUUCUGGUAUUACUGAGACACACACGGAAUCAGGGACAGAGACUUAGAGCGGUUUGCUGUGAAGAAGCGGUAGCGAUCAAGUGUAUGCUCAGCCUGCGGUCAGUGUAACAGGAUUCGGUCAGGGUCACUUUGAACCAUGUAGAUAGGAAAGUGUAAAAAGCAAUUGGCAUUCAGCAUGGCUGCAGUCCUCUCAUAGAAAAACCGAACGCCUUAGGGACCGUGACAUGUGCUAAAAUAAACUGAAACGGAGACUGACGUACUAUGUGAUGCUCAGCGCAGUUUUUAAAUGAAGAUAAAAGAGUGAAAUUUAGGACCUCUGAGUGUUAUUAAUUGCAGCAUUGUUCAGAACCUAUUUUAAUAUAUUCAGUAUCAUUUAAUUUCUGAAUGGUAUUCAGAAAAAAGUUCAUUGAAAUUUUCUUUUAGAUGUUCAGUAUACUUUUAAAUUUUACAUUCUUUACUUGUCUGCUCUAUUUAGAUUUGUUUUGAAAAUUUCUUUAACUAUUUUCACAAAAACUACAGAACACUAUGUUACAACAUAUUUAUUGAAUGUAGUUCAUGAAAUAAUCUAUUUUUACUUCUCUUUGAGAGAUACUUGUUGUGUUCCUGAUACAUUUCCAUUAAGUGCUGUUAACACAAGAGGAUGUUUUCACGUUUUCAUAGAACUGAUUGUUAAGGUACCAGUAUGGUGUUUGAGGACACUUUGAAGUCCGUCUUUGCCUUUUCCCUGAAAUGUAGACAUGGAAUUCACAGGAAAGCAGACUGAGAACAAGCCAUCUGUUUCACCUGUGACCUGUUCUGUGUAACAGUAAAGCUUGUACUGCUCAUUCUCACCCCCAGGUGGUAUUUUUCCACAAACUGAAAUGUUAACUCUUCUGUGCCAGCCGUCCCUCCCCUGCGCUGAGCGCUGACGUGACAAGCAGCAGGCUGGGGGAGGUAGAUGACAAAGUCAGGAUCCCUGGUGACGGGGGCAGGCACACCCCUGUUUAAGUCAGGGCAGCACUUUAGAAGUGGGGUACAGUGGUCAUGGGACACUUGAGAUGAAAGCAAGAUGCUUUAGCGACUGUCCAGUGAGUAGGUAGGAAAAUGCAAAACAGCACAACGUGGGGACUGCCUGAAUGUGGUCUGUAAUACCUACAAUACACCUAUUUGUAUUCUUUUUACAUUAUAAUAAAACAAGUUUUGUGCAACAGCUGUGAUGACCAAAGGUGGAAGUUCUGCCUGGUUUUGAAUGAGUGUUCUUAGGAGGGUAGGAAUGCUCUGGUGCUCACUCUGCCAAAAAACAGACCAUUGAAAUGCCGAUAAUUUUAAUAAUCUUUUAAAAAGUGCUGAGGAGGCGAAGAUUACAAGUUAUAUCAUACAAAAUAAAUUGAUAAAUCUGAUAUAGAUUGCUAACUUUGAGUUUCAGUUAAUUCAAUUUGUAACAACUAUUAAUGACCACUGUUUACAAUAAAGAUUCUUUCAACUGUU
Messenger RNA from Artibeus jamaicensis (Jamaican fruit-eating bat), 3917 nucleotides. It is a transcript of the gene SGCB, whose product is annotated as sarcoglycan beta. The record is from RefSeq and is a predicted model, not a curated record. Gene Ontology annotation, biological process: muscle organ development. Bases 16 to 975 code for a protein of 319 amino acids. The transcript has 6 exons. Lineage: Eukaryota; Metazoa; Chordata; Mammalia; Chiroptera; Phyllostomidae. Gene Ontology annotation, cellular component: sarcoglycan complex; sarcolemma.